AUGACCAACGAUCAGGAGACUUAUCGCUGUGCGCUUCCAGACACACCGCCCCACAUCAGCUAUGGCAUACCCUUUUACGAGUCAUGUGCCAAACACGUCAACGAGACCUUCGAUGCUAAACGUGUAUACAUAAUCGCAUCUGGAUCUCUAUCUCGCGAUACCGACAACAUCACGAAGCUGGAAGAUGCUUUGGGUGACAAGGUGGCUGGCGUCUGCCGAGGCAUGACUCCUCACACGUUAUGGUCUGAAGUUCUCGAGAUUACACAUGAAGCCCGUGAAGCCAAGGUCGAUUUGAUUAUUACAUGCGGCGCUGGAUCCCUGACAGAUGGAGCAAAGGUCAUAGCAUUGGCGCUUGCAAAUAAUGCUUCCAACGCAGAUGACUUGGACACCAUGCACCUGGGUAGAAACCACAAUGUAAUUCACACAGAGAUCAAGGCUCCAACUAUACCCAUUGUCAGUAUCCCAACCUCCCUCUCCGGCGGUGAAUACACACGAGGAGCCGGCGCAACCGACGAUCGCAACCAUCGAAAACGACUCUUCCGCGAGCCUUGUCAAGGGCCUCUCCUUGUCAUCCUUGACCCGCAGCUCACAACAACCACGCCAGAUUCCGUCUGGCUAUCCUCUGGUAUCCGCGCAGUAGACCACUGCGUCGAAGCAAUGUGCUCACUCUCCUCCACCCCUUCCGCUGUUAAACGAGCUACCAAAGGCUUGAAAGCUCUUGUGCCAGGUUUACUCCGCUGCAAAGCCAACAAAACAGAUCUAGAAGCCAGACUCGCAUGUCAAUUAGGCGUCAUCGACGCCAUUGCUGCUGUCUUUGUCGAAAAAGUGCCGUUGGGUGCUAGUCAUGGGAUCGGUCACCAACUCGGUCCUCUGGGUGUUGGACACGGAGAGACUAGCUGUAUCAUGCUACCUGCAGUAUGCAAAUACAACUUCCCCAUAAAUUCAGCACAACAGAAUAACGUCAGCAAAAUAUUCUGGGACGACGAGAUGGUCAAGAACGUCCUACACAACCACGGCUUGAAAGAGCAAAAAGCAGAUUUGAGCGAUUGUUUGAAAGCCAUCAUCAAAGAGCUCGGUUUACCGGGAAGCUUGGAAGCUUGGAAGCUGUAG
Aureobasidium subglaciale EXF-2481 is the source of this 1110-nucleotide messenger RNA. RefSeq lists its product as uncharacterized. The record is from RefSeq and is a predicted model, not a curated record. Gene Ontology annotation, cellular component: mitochondrion. NCBI's taxonomy places the organism in Eukaryota, Fungi, Ascomycota, Dothideomycetes, Dothideales, Saccotheciaceae. Gene Ontology annotation, molecular function: alcohol dehydrogenase (NAD+) activity; metal ion binding. Bases 1 to 1110 code for a protein of 369 amino acids. The transcript is spliced from 2 exons.